Sugiyamaella lignohabitans is the source of this 1590-nucleotide messenger RNA. RefSeq names its product Snf3p (gene SNF3). Gene Ontology annotation, molecular function: carbohydrate:proton symporter activity. Gene Ontology annotation, cellular component: membrane. Gene Ontology annotation, biological process: carbohydrate transport; transmembrane transport. Lineage: Eukaryota; Fungi; Ascomycota; Dipodascomycetes; Dipodascales; Trichomonascaceae. The coding region runs from base 1 to 1590 and encodes 529 amino acids. The record is from RefSeq and is a predicted model, not a curated record. The transcript has a single exon.
AUGACAUUUCGAGUCACGAAUCCCUACGUGGUCGCAUCCAUCGCGACCAUUGGUGGCAUGUUGUUUGGCUUUGAUAUAUCAUCAGUGUCAGCAUUCAUCAGCCAGAAACCAUAUUUAAAUGCAUUUGGGUUUCCCAACUCGACUGUCCAGGGCGCCAUAACGGCGUCUAUGGCAGGUGGCUCUUUUGUGGGCUCUAUUGUGUCUGGACCUAUUUCCGAUAAAACAGGUCGCCGAACUACCAUUCAGGUAGCUUCGUUAGUAUGGGUCCUGGGAGCUAUAAUUCAAUGCACAUCGGGGGGUCAUAGUGUCGGUGGUAAUAGAGCUCAGCUCAUCGUUGGUAGGUUUGUUGCUGGAUUCGCAGUGGGUUUAGCAUCAUCUCAAGUGCCUGUAUAUGUUGCUGAGUUAUCACCCAAAGCCAUUCGUGGCCGCCUGGUUGGAUUGUUCCAAUGGUCAGUCACAUGGGGGAUUAUGAUAAUGUUCUACAUUGGAUUUGGCUGUUCUUUCAUUGCAGGAAAAGCAUCAUUUAGGACUGCCUGGGCUAUACAAGUGGUGCCUGGCGCGCUUCUUUUUGCAGGAACUUUCAUACUUCCAGAAUCACCACGUUGGCUAGCUAAUAAAGACAAAUGGGAGGAAGCUAUUGAGAUCAUUUGUGAAGUGCAAGGAAAAGGUAGCUUCGACCAUCCAGACGUGCUGAUUGAACUCGAAGAAAUUAAAAUGGUAGUACGCAUUGAUAAGGAAUCACAAGCAGUCAGGUUUGCAGAUCUGUUCAAACGAGAUUCCAUUAACCGGACCAUGGUCGGCAUCUGGGGUCAGAUUUGGCAGCAAAUGACAGGUAUCAACGUCGCUAUGUAUUAUGUGGUGUAUAUUUUUGAGAUGGCCGGUUACAGUGGCAAUCUUAACUUGAUCUCCUCGUCCAUCCAGUAUGUUCUCAACAUGGUCAUGACGGUUCCUGCUUUAUUAUUUAUUGACAAAUGGGGACGUCGACCCCUUCUUCUUAGUGGUGGCGUUCUCAUGAUGAUCUGGCUCUUUGCCAUUGCCGGACUAUUAGCUGUCUACGGCAUAUCAGUCCCUGACGUGGCUGGUAACAAGAAUAUCCGAAUCAUGAUUUUGGAGAAGAACAAACCCGCUUCGCGGGCAGUCAUUGCCUGUUCGUACCUGUUUGUAUGCAGCUUUUCACCGACAUGGGGCCCCGGGAUCUGGAUCUACUGUUCGGAGAUCUUUCCUUUACGGCAGCGAGCCCUUGCAAACGGUAUUUGCGCAUCAUUUAACUGGAUCUUCAACUUCGCGCUGGCUCUGUUCGUGCCGAGUGCAUUUACCAAUAUAACCUGGAAGACUUACAUCAUAUUUGGCGUUUUCUGUGCCGUCAUGAUCAUCCAUGUUUUCCUGAUGUUUCCUGAAACAAAAGGAAAAACACUGGAAGAAAUCGACCAAAUCUGGGCCGACAAAGUGCCUGCCUGGCGAUCUGCCUCGUUCGUCCCUCGCAGACCGUCAGUAGGGGAGUACACGGGAGAACACCCGGAGAAAUUAAUGCAUCCCGACCUGUACGAACACUCCCCGUCCAGCGGGUACACUGGUGCAACCGCCAUUUAA